AACAAGCACAUGCAAGGACAUGGUAGAGAGACGUUUAAAUUGAAUUACCAAAAUUUUGGAUUUGGCGCGCACCGGAAGCUCAGGCCUUCAUUCUCUAGAUGCUGAUGUGCUCAUCGUCCCCAGAUACUGAUCGGAACUGCAAAACACUCAAACUGAAACCCUAACCGCAACAUCCAAUCUGAGCGGAAUCUAAUGCAUUGUAAAAUACAGAGUUUCUGCUAAAACCACCAGUUAUAUAUUUCUCUCUCCCUCGCCGGAGUGCGUACGGCGUUAGGUUGGAGAGAAGAGGGCGACUUAUGCGAAGAGGCGUGAGGGCGGUUUAGUAUAUCAGUCCAGAUCCGACCCGGGAACUAGAACAAGCCCCAAAUCUGGAACGGCGGGAUACAUUGAAUCGGCACAGUUCCCACUAAAAACAAUUUCGUAUGAUAUUCCAAUAAUAAAAUGGUUUCUAAUUCCCCGAGCUCACUCGCCGAGCAUACUUUCAAGACGGACGAUUAUUUGCCAUGAACGAAAACAGCUGAUUCCAAACUACAGGUUCUACAAAAUUCAGUUUGAUCAGUGAAAAAGAACUCUGAAGCAGCUUUUUAGGGGUUGAGUUUGAGCUAAAGAGGGUUACGAGAGGAGGAAGAAGAAUGGAGACCCCGGUUUCAGUUAGGAGGGUGAGGAGGAAAGUGAGUGUAAAAAAUUACAGUGAGCAUUUGAUGGAUGAACUAAUGGAGGGAGAUCUGGGUGGUUUGAAGAAGAAAAGGAUUAGAACAAGAGAGCAAUUGGAGAAAGAGACUGAAGUAGAGGCCAUGCUGGCACUUUCUUUGGGAUUCCCCAUUGAUGAUUUACUUGAGGAGGAAAUUAAAGCUGGGGUUGUAACAGAGUUAGGCGGGAAAGAGCAAAAUGAUUAUAUUGUUGUAAGGAACCACAUACUUGCGCGGUGGAGGUAUAAUGUUCGGUCAUGGAUUUCCAAGGGCCAGAUAAGGGAAACUGUGAGCAGCGAAUAUGAGCAUAUAAUAUCUGCUGCUUAUGACUUUCUCUUGUAUAACGGAUACAUAAAUUUUGGGGUCUCUCCAUCUGUAGUGUCUCGGAUCCCUGAGGAGGCAACUGAAGGGUCUGUCAUUAUUAUCGGUGCUGGACUUGCUGGAUUAGCUGCAGCAAGGCAGCUGUUGUCAUUUGGUUUCAAAGUGGUUGUACUUGAAGGUAGGAACCGUCCUGGUGGAAGAGUUUAUACACAGAAAUUGGGGCAAAAUGGUAACUACUCUGCAGUUGAUCUUGGUGGCAGUGUGAUAACUGGUAUCGAUGCCAAUCCUUUGGGGGUUUUGGCCAGACAACUUUCCAUCCCUCUCCACAAAGUUAGAGAUAAGUGCCCUUUGUACCAACCUGACGGAGCACCAGUUGACAAAAAUGUUGAUUCUAAAGUUGAACAUAUUUUUAACAAGCUGCUUGACAAAGUCAUGGAGCUCAGAAAAAUAAUGAGAGGAUUCGCUAAUGAUAUUUCUUUAGGUUCAGUCUUGGAAACACUUACGCACCUUUAUGCUGUGGCUAGAACCACAGAGGAGAGACAGCUUCUAGACUGGCAUUUUGCUAACUUGGAAUAUGCAAAUGCCGGAUGCCUUUCAAACCUUUCAGCUGCGCAUUGGGAUCAAGACGACCCUUUUGAAAUGGGAGGUGACCAUUGCUUGCUCGCUGGUGGAAAUUUGAGACUAAUCAAAGCAUUAUGCAAGGGAGUUCCUGUUUUCUAUGGUAAAACUGUUCAGACAGUAAGGUACGGAGAUGCAGUUGAAGUCAUAGCUGGUGGCCAAGUUUUUCAAGCAGAUAUGAUACUUUGUACAGUUCCUCUUGGGGUUUUGAAGAGAAAAUCAAUAAGAUUUGAACCAGAACUACCGGCGAAGAAACUUGCAGCAAUACAAAGAUUGGGAUUUGGCUUGUUGAACAAGGUUGCAAUGGUGUUCCCCUAUGUUUUUUGGGGAGAUGAUCUUGAUACAUUUGGCCAUCUCAACCAGUUUAGGGAUAGGCGUGGAGAAUUCUUCCUAUUUUACAGUUAUCAUACUGUUUCUGGAGGCCCUGUACUUGUUGCUCUUGUUUCUGGUGUUGCUGCACAAUUCUUUGAAUCUACGGAGCCAUCCACUUUGGUCCAUCAAGUUAUGGACAUUCUUAAAGGUAUAUAUGGUCCUCAGGGGAUCGAUGUGCCUGAUCCUGUGCAAUCCAUGUGCACAAGAUGGGGAAGUGAUCCCCUUACUUAUGGUUCUUAUUCGCAUGUUGGAGUGGGAUCAUCUGGCAGUGACUAUGAUACUUUGGCAGAAAGUGUUGAUGGGAGGCUAUUUUUCGCUGGUGAAGCAACAAUACGUCAACAUCCAGCCACCAUGCAUGGUGCCUAUCUGAGUGGUUUAAGAGAAGCUUCACGAAUCUUCCAAGCUAUGAAGCAGUGGCAGAACAUUCCAAAGAAAUGCAUAACCAAAAAUUCUGGACCAAGCAGUGAGGUUCUGACAAAACUGUUCAAGAAGCCUGACCUGGCAUUUGGGCAGUUUUCAUUUGUAUUUGAUUCCUUGACUAAUGAUCCCACAUCUUUGGGUCUCAUGAGAGUAACUUUUUCCAGCACCUUUACUGGUGAUAUGUCUUGCAGAAAUGAGACUGACACUAUAUAUCAACAGUUGUUAGAACAACAACCACUGCAUCUUUUUACGAUUUUGUCGUGUAGUCAGGCACAAGAAAUACAACUGAUGACUGGAUCAGAUGAUUGUAAAUUGUUGUAUUUAUUCAAGAAUUUGGGCUUGAAGCUAAUGGGGGCUGACAGUUUAGGUGCUUUAGGCAAUUCGAUUACUUCUAACAUCGCUAAUGCAAGAAAAGGCAGAGGUCGACACCGCAUGUUUAGCAUACAGAAAAAGGCAGCCUGCGCUAAUGUUCAAUUACCAUCAGUAUAAGUGGUAUAAUUUCAGGUAGUGGUAUAUAAACUUCUUUUUUCUCAAACCGGGCGCUAAAUUUUGUGUGCUUUGGGUCCAUUGUUGACUAUUUUGCUUACACCAAAGUUCGUUUGAUCUUUGAAUUUGUUAUGUACUUAUGUAAUUGGCUCAUUUUGUUGCACCAACUUUGUAGUCCCAUAGAUUUUGUAAGAAGAAGAAAUUUUGUAUGGUUAUAGGCCACUUGCUGAAUGGAUGUUUCAACUGGUGUUGAUAAAAGGAUUUUCU
Molecule: messenger RNA, 3173 nt
Organism: Cuscuta epithymum
Lineage: Eukaryota; Viridiplantae; Streptophyta; Magnoliopsida; Solanales; Convolvulaceae
Source: the annotation of a GenBank genome assembly